Molecule: messenger RNA, 579 nt
Organism: Porites lobata
Lineage: Eukaryota; Metazoa; Cnidaria; Anthozoa; Scleractinia; Poritidae
Source: the annotation of a GenBank genome assembly
AUGAAACAAUAUGCUGAUAAAAGAAGACACACAGCCGUGAUGAAAAUUAAAGUCGGGGACACUGUGUUGUGCAAGCAGGAACGUAAAAACAGCCUGACCCCUCUGUAUGACCCGGAGCCUAUGGUAGUCAUUGGCGUCAAGGGAAGCUUGGUCACUGCCAAGAACAGUGUUAGGAUUCGCACCAGGAAUUACGCCGAUUGGAAACUGCUCAAAAAUGGUUGUAGGGAAUCACUGCGGUGUGAUGAUUCUGACAGCGGUGAGGCAUUUGAACCGGAUGAAGUUAUAAUUGAAUGUCCAGAGCAAUCCUUAGCAGGGCCGAGUGGGGAUGCAUUGCCAGCGGACAGAUCCUUAGCAGGGCCAAGUGGAGAUGCAGUUCCAGCGGACAGAUCCAGUGAAUCAAGGCAAGGUCAUGAGCAGCCAAGAGCAAACAGCGACACAGCUGAGUACGAGAGUAGGCAGAGAUCUCGGCAGCCCGGAUCAGACCGUGACACAGAGCGAAGACAUGUGCCCUUGGACAGGCCCAGAAGGAAAACAAGAUCCACAAAGGACACUAAAUAUAAGGACUUUAUUUGCGAAUAG